UAAGAAAAUGUAUGAAAGAACACUAACAAAGUGCCUGGUACUAUUAUUACUCAUCUAAGGUGGGUGGUGUUCCGCUUUUUAGUCCAUUGAGCAAUCCUUGUGCAAGGGGCGCAUUUACACUUUUACAGCAUUUGAUAGAUAGGCGCUUGCUCACCACAAAGAAAAAUGCGGAAGCUGUAACCGGAAGUACAUCUUUGGGUGAAAAGUUAGCUGGCUGGCUAGCCAGACAUAAAUCUCACAUUCCUUUGAAAAAUAGACAGGGAAAGCGUGAUGGCAACAUCCAUUUAGGGUACAUAUAGACCUAUCGUUGAAGAAUAAAUAGAAAGGGGCCGGUUGGGGACGAUAGACCGUGUCAUCGAAGUAGAGAGAGGCAAGGAAGUAACGGUAGCCUUCUACAACCUCCCUGGCUAGCUACCAACUGUAGGGGAAGCUGCUAGCCAGCAAAAGGAUAACGUUAGAUAGUAAAGAGACAACAUGGCUGACUCCAGCAGCAGUAAGCCCUUCAUGGUGACUUCCUCCAUCAACCUCAAAGUCACCACCCCCUCCUUCUACAACCAGCCAAAGAAGUUUGCCUCGGUCAACCCGCCACGCCCCAAAAGCCAGUCCGACCCGUCGCCUCCCCCAGGCUCAACUCCUCCCCCAGGUCCCUCUCCUCCCCCUAGUGUGGUCUCCUCAACACGCGGUGUCGGCACAGCUGUCAUUGGUCGAGUUGGAGUGAUGCCUCCACCCCCACCAUCGCUCUGCGAAGACUUCCCGCCACCUCCUCCUCCGUUGGACGAUGAGCUGCCAGCCCCUCCUCCCAAUUGUGCAACCACACCCCCAGCGUAUGAUGCCCCUCCCCCUGCCUUCCCUGCCCCUCCCCCUCCCGCUGUGGAUGACCUGCCCCUCCCCCCCGCCCCGCCUGAGGAGAAUUCUCUGGUCCUAGCAGUGUCCCCAGUGCUGGGGAGAACUCUCGGCUGUUGA
Coregonus clupeaformis (lake whitefish) is the source of this 963-nucleotide messenger RNA. RefSeq names its product leucine-rich repeat extensin-like protein 3. Gene Ontology annotation, biological process: transforming growth factor beta receptor signaling pathway; integrin-mediated signaling pathway. NCBI's taxonomy places the organism in Eukaryota, Metazoa, Chordata, Actinopteri, Salmoniformes, Salmonidae. The record is from RefSeq and is a predicted model, not a curated record. The transcript has 5 exons. The coding region runs from base 475 to 963 and encodes 162 amino acids.